GGGCAGAAACGGGCUCAGUCCGCAUUGAUCAGAUGACGAGUGGACCGCACAGGAACGAGUAAAUACAUCGCACCAUGCUGCCUGACAAGGAUGGUCCCGGUGUCGGAGGCGGACACAGCUCUCCCGGGGGAGAGGAUCUCUCUGUGAGUCUGUUCAGAGAGUACCUCCGUCUCAAAACGGUGCACCCAGACCCGGAUUACGAUGCUGCUCUUCAUUUCCUGGACAAAAUAGCAGAGGAGCUUGAGCUACCUAUUAGUAAGAUUGAGGUUUGUCCAGGCAGAGUUGUGGCGAUCAUGACAUGGGAGGGGACGAACCCAACCUUGAAAUCCAUUUUACUGAAUUCCCACACAGAUGUCGUUCCUGUUUACCAGGAACAUUGGAAAUAUGAUGCUUUCAGUGCUUUCAAAGAUGCCGAGGGCAACAUUUUUGCCCGGGGAUCACAGGACAUGAAAUGUGUAACUAUACAGUACAUCCAGGCAGUCCGAAGACUGAAGGCAGAGGGACGGAAACUGAUGCGCACUGUGCACUUAAUGUUUGUUCCUGAUGAAGAAGUUGGAGGUCACAAGGGGAUGGAAACAUUUGUGAAGCAUCCGGAGUUCAACAAAUUGAACAUUGGCUUUGCGCUUGAUGAAGGUCUGGCAAACCCUGGUGAGGCCUUCACUGUGUUUUAUGGAGAGAGGAACCCCUGGUGGAUUACAGUCCACUGCCCAGGCAGUCCAGGACAUGGGUCCAGGUUUGUGGAGAACACAGCUGCUGAGAAGCUGCGCCAAGUCAUAAACUCCUUCCUGGACUUCAGAGAGAAGGAGAAACAAAGACUAAAUACCAGUGAGUGUUUCACGCUUGGUGAUGUCACCACAGUCAAUAUGACCAUGGUCAAAGGAGGCGUAGCCUACAACGUCAUCCCAGCUGAUAUGGACGUCAGUUUUGACCUAAGAAUACCGCCUAAAGUAAAUCUUCAGGAGUUUGAAAGACAGAUCAAAAAGUGGUGUACAGAAGCAGGAGAAGAUGUCACUUACAAAUUUGCUCAGAAAAGUAUGAACCAAAAAUUGACUUCUACAGCGGAGAAUGAUCCUUGGUGGAGCGCCUUCAGUGCAGCCUGCAAGGCAAUGAACUUAACUCUGGAAAAGGAGAUAUUUCCAGCUGCCACAGAUAGCCGUUUUAUCAGAGCAGUGGGUAUCCCUGCUAUCGGCUUUUCCCCGAUGAACCGGACACCAAUCCUGCUGCACGAUCACAACGAAUAUCUGAAUGAGCGAGUCUUCCUGAAAGGCAUCAGCGUGUUCGAGAGGCUCAUCUCGGCUCUUGCCAGUGUUCCUGCCUUUCCUGAUGAGGCUUAGACAUGUCUUGAUUCUUAUUCUCUCUAAAAACGUAUUUCACAGAUGAUCUGAAUAUUUAACUUGAACAUUUUGCAGAGAUUACCAAAGAAUAAUAAAAUGUAUAUCAUGAAGCCAAACUGAGCACUUAGCCGAUGGUACUAUUGAUUUUAUUGUUUUUGAUGAUUCUCAGGAUAUAGGCACAGUAAGCUUUGCAUUACUCAGUACUGCAGCACAUUAUUGAUUGAGUGUGCCUGUGCAGUCUUAAGGCUAUAUCACCUGUUGUGUACACAAUGUUUUCCUUAUGGAAAAAACUACUUACUAAAAUGUGAAGAUGACUUUGAUUAACUCUUUGAUCAAACAUCAUUUAAUUGCCACUUUUUAAAGUUAGCUUGAUUUUAAAAUUAUGAUUCCACAUCUAUAAUUUUAUUUAAUAAACUGGAGUUUAAUUAA
Messenger RNA from Cyclopterus lumpus (lumpfish), 1763 nucleotides. RefSeq names its product aminoacylase-1-like. Gene Ontology annotation, cellular component: cytoplasm. The coding region runs from base 75 to 1334 and encodes 419 amino acids. Gene Ontology annotation, molecular function: aminoacylase activity. The record is from RefSeq and is a predicted model, not a curated record. Gene Ontology annotation, biological process: amino acid metabolic process. NCBI's taxonomy places the organism in Eukaryota, Metazoa, Chordata, Actinopteri, Perciformes, Cyclopteridae. The transcript is spliced from 15 exons.